UACGAAUUUUACUUCACAUUUUUUGAUUCUUAUCGCAAAGCAGAUUUUCUUUGCCGAUCGGUAUUCUCGGCAAUUAUCUACCGAGUCCGUCGGUAACCUGCUCGCGAUGACACGCGUACGUUCGUUUUCGAUAGCGUCUUCCCGGUGUCGCUUCUGAUUGUGUUUUUCAAAACGUGGUGUUGAAUUGAACAUUUUGAAACUAACGCUCGUAUAUACGCACUGGAGUCGGACUGAAAAAAGAAAAAGAAGCAUUGGAAGAUUCCGUGCGCCCGACCGGGUGGCGUGCAUGCAAAAUCGUAUGUACAAAAUGGGCGAGUAUUCGAAUAUAUAUUCCUUCCACGACAAGACCCUCGCCGAGAGACUGGAGGAGUACACCAACAUACUGUCCACGCCAGGGAGGAUAGUACCCGCGUCGACUAUCCGGACGGAAUGGGUCUGCGACGUGGAGCUCGUCAUUGAACCGGUCGGCUGGCAAGCGUUGUGGAAAAUAUCGCGUGCUACGUGCGAGAAUUAUAGUAUCCGUUACCCGACGAUCGUCCUGGUGGAGGUGCUGGGGAUGGACUACCCCACGUUGAAUGCCCUGGUGAAGAUCACGGCUGUUCAGGAUGACAUACACCUGCCCAAGAAGCACGAAGUGCCGCUGAUCGAGCUGUAUCCCACCAUCGACCAGACGAAUCACAGCUUGGACAUAGUGGGCACUGCGCAUUGCGUGGACAGACUGCGGUUUUUUUACAAUUACCUGUGGAUGCCAUGGGACGAGGACGAGGAUGAUAAUAUCGAUUGGGUGGAACAGCAUCUGGAGCGUAGAAUCAGACUAUUCUUUGAUAUGAAUAAUGGAGCUAUCAGUAAAGACACAUGUGACAUUAUUAGAUCGCUAAUCAGUGAGGGAAGAGAAGUACAGAAGAAGAUUUCAACAUAUGAAGCCUUGCUGCCUGAAGACUUCCAUGAAGACAAUGUGCCUGAAGAAUUGGCACAGGAAACCUGUGCCUUGAUGAAGCUUCACUUUCGACUUCAGCAGAUUAAAGCUGAAAUGGAUCUGUUGGAGAAUCCUUCAUUAAGAGGAUUGCUUGGGAAAAAUCAGGCGUAUAAUAGAAGAAAAAAGUGCAGCAAUAAUGAAAAUAGGAAAAACAUGUAUUACUUUGUGUGGUUGGGUGGUGUUGUCAAAGAAUUGCAAGAACUUUCUAGUAAAAUUCAAACAAUGUUACCUGAGGAUACACCUAUAAAAAUCUGUGGAUACCUGGAUGAUGUCAUGGAUACAUUUGAAACUGGUGAUACCAUUUUGCUAGGUGAAGGAAAUCACACGAUCAAAGAUUCUAGUGGGUUAGAAGAAGGAGGUGCAAUUAUAGGAAUCUCUAACACAGAAAAGACAAUAAUUUCAUCUCCUGAUCCAAAUAUAUCGUCAUCUCUGUUUGAUUUAUCUGGCAAUGAGAUAUUGUUGAAGAAUAUCUGCAUUGACUUGGGAGCACUUCAGGCAGGCAUAAUUGCCAGAAAGGACUGUACUGUACUUAUAACUGGUUCCAGAAUACGUGUUUCUAAUGUCACUGUAAAUACUGCUAAAUGGGGUGCGGUUGUUAUGCCGGGAGCUAAAUUAGUACUCGAGAAUGUAAUUUUCCAAGGAUUAGGGACUGCUAUCAUUAUUUAUGGAACUGGUGAAGUUGUUAUGAAUGAUUGCCACUUUGAAAACUGUUGUGAGGGCAUACUGCUCAAUGAUAAUGCACGUUUUACCGCGACCAAAUGUUCUUUCGAGUAUAUUCAAAACGGACGUGCCAUAGUGAUGGAAACUGAAAAAGUAACUCGUUCGAAAAAUGUAGAAGUGGGAAGCGAAUUGAGCCCUGUGUCUCUUAAAAACGUCUCUGUAAACGAAUGUAAAUUUUCUAAUAAUGAUGACAAAGGGAGUAUCAUGUUAAGACCUAAAGACACUGCCGCUCUUGUGCAUAGAGACGUUAAUGACGUGGUAGAAGAGUCAAAUGCAAAAGAAGAAGUUAUGGAAUUAUGAGUUUCACAUUAUCAUACUAUCAUAAAUUCUUCUUAGACUCAUUUUUUUGAUACAAAAUGCAAGCUUAUUGGUAUAUUUGUAAAAAGAAAUUUUAUAAACUUUUGAAUAUUUUUCUACGGAAAUAUAACUAGUUAAAGAAAA
Molecule: messenger RNA, 2137 nt
Organism: Solenopsis invicta (red fire ant)
Lineage: Eukaryota; Metazoa; Arthropoda; Insecta; Hymenoptera; Formicidae
Gene: nesd
Product: protein nessun dorma
Exons: 4
Coding region: 287-1996 (569 amino acids)
Biological process (GO): male meiosis cytokinesis; spermatogenesis
Source: RefSeq, a predicted model, not a curated record